Molecule: messenger RNA, 555 nt
Organism: Ilex paraguariensis (yerba mate)
Lineage: Eukaryota; Viridiplantae; Streptophyta; Magnoliopsida; Aquifoliales; Aquifoliaceae
Source: the annotation of a GenBank genome assembly
AUGGAAUUUAAGAAUACAGACACUGAUGCUGAACGGGGACUGAAACUGCGAGUCUUGCGAAUAUACUCAAAAAGGAUGCUCGAGCUGCUGGCUGUUGUACAUCUGCUGAGGCUGAAAGAUUUAUUGAGCAGAAGUGAAAGAAGGAAGCUGAAGAAACUGCCCGUGGAUGCUCAGGGAGGUGUCACAAAUAUAGAUUCUGGUUGCAAGGACUCUUCUUCAACAACUGCAGGACUAGCUAUUUCAAACUCCUUAAACAAUUGGGAUGUCAUCAGUUUUGUGGGGGCUAAUUUACUCUCUGAAGCUGAAAAACAGCUGUGUGGAGAAAUCAAGAUCCUACCAACACAUUAUUUGAGCCAGUUGGAAGCCAUGUCAACGGGGAUUUUAAAGGGCAAUAUUACCAAGAAAUCCGAGGCACAUGGCAUGUUCAACCUUGAUCCAAACACGGUGGAUAAAGUAUAUGAUACGCUUGUGAAAAAGGGUAUCACUCAAGCGCGACAUGCAGCCAGCCUGCAAUUUUGUUCGAGAGCUAAUGAGUCCUGGUUUCUAGAAAGGUAA